GAUGUUGGUUGACACUUCUUGUUAUCAUUAAAAUUUGUUCUUGUAGUCGUGUACUUAAAUUGUAAUAUUUUGGCUUGUUCUUUUAAUUUACGAAUUGUAUGUUAUAAAAUGGCACAAGAACUCAAAGAGCUUUGUCAGCUACUGUUUCCAGACAACCCUGAAGAGAAUGCAGAAUACUUCAAUGAAAUCACAGACUACAUAAAGAAAUUGGGAUCUCAGAAUUGGGAACACAUUCGCAAAGAGCCUGAAAGAUUGACUGAAGAGAUGAAACAGUUGACAGAACAGACUCAAGAACUUGCCUUUACUAAUUAUAAGACAUUUGUAGAGACUGCCGAGAUUUCGCACACAAUCAUUAAUGACUUGGCAAAGUCAAAAGAUUCACUUUCAUCCUUCUUGGAUAAUACACCAGUUUUCUUACAGGAAUGUGAUAAGUUUUCUCAAAUUGCUGGCAAUAUUGUCAAGGAGAAAAGUCGAUACAGUACCAUCCGUAAUCAAAGUGAUAAGCUUUUGGAGUUGUUAGAACUGCCAUCUCUAAUGCGAGAGGCACUAAACGCUGAGGACUAUGAGAGUGCACUGGACAUCUUUACAUUUGUCCGUAACCUUUCUAAAAGAUACUCAGAAAUACCAAUAGUGCAGAAUACAACUUCAGAAAUUAUGACUCUUUGGUUUGAAACUCUUUACCACCUUUUCAAUCAACUGCGGUAUGAUUUGCCAUUGCCGCAGUGCUUACAAAUUCUAGGCUACCUUCGAAGAGCGAAUACAGUGUAUAGAUCAACAGAUGAUGAUGAAAGCAGCAAUUAUACGGGCAGUCUUAAAGCUAAUAAUACUACUGUUGAUGGAUUACACGUACAUUUCCUGAAAGCAAGAAAUGCUUGGUUUGAAAAAGCUUUGGAAGAUGCCAAGAAUACUGAAGCAUCUGAAAGGCUGCUAAGAAGGAUUGUAGAACUUCACAGAAUUCAUCUCUUUAAUGUGUUGACCCAACAUAAGUCCAUAUUUCUAUCGGAUUCUCAGGAGUCUAAAAUCAAAGAUGAUGAAUUGAGUGGUACCAGUGCAUUAUCCUGUUGGUUGAAGUUGAAGGUGGAAAUAUUGGCACAAAUACUAAACCAAAAUCUGCCAAAAGAAGAUGAAGCCAGUUUUGAGUCCCUUUUAAAUCAGUGCAUGUAUCUCUGUCUAUCAUUUGGAAGAGUUGGCGCGGAUAUGAGGUGUGUCUUAACACCAUUGUUCCGCAAUAACAUUCUCACACAGUUUCAUAAUGGAUUAGAAAAAGCGGACAGUCAAUUUGAUAAUCAAAUGCGAUUAUAUAAAGUUCCUAGUAUAAAGAACGUACCACGGCCGAUAAACGAGGCGAUUUCUACAGGGCCACCAGAAAACUUGUUGGAUUACUAUCCCCUUGCUGAAUACUGCAAUGGCAUGCUCUCAGUACUGAACUCUAUGAGAGUCACAGCACCAUUGAAUAUUGUUAAAGAAGUAUACAAUGCAUUUAGAGAAUCUUUUAACAAAGCUGUUCAGGUUCUGCUGGCUUUCUACUACAGGGAGCAACAAAGCUUUACUGAUAUUGAAAAACAGAAUUUCAUGUCAUUGUGUGUGUGCUUUACUGAUGAUUUGGUGCCAUACAUUGCCAAGUGUUUGGCACAAUCAUUCCCUUCCACUCAAGUAGCAGAACUUUUGGGAGUUACCUUAACAGUUUUGCAAGAGAGCAACAUCUUGCAAGUUGACCAACAUUCUAUCUGUGAACCUCUAAGUUGUAUAACAGGAGUCACAGUUCAAUAGAUUAUAUUGUAUUCUAUAUGUAUUUAUUUUAACCUGUGUAAGUUGUAAGGCAUUGUUGAUUUAUGAUAUAAAUAAAUGUAACAGUUAAAAUUA
This is a messenger RNA of Helicoverpa zea (corn earworm), 1863 nucleotides long. RefSeq names its product conserved oligomeric Golgi complex subunit 8 (gene Cog8). The coding region runs from base 109 to 1770 and encodes 553 amino acids. Gene Ontology annotation, cellular component: COG complex. The transcript has 7 exons. The record is from RefSeq and is a predicted model, not a curated record. Gene Ontology annotation, biological process: intra-Golgi vesicle-mediated transport. Lineage: Eukaryota; Metazoa; Arthropoda; Insecta; Lepidoptera; Noctuidae.